AUGGCAGAAUUCGAAUCCCCAGAACUCACUAAUCACAGGGUCCUAGUGUCUCUCAAAGAGGCUGCACGCAUUAUCGGCGCGCAGGGAACGAGUAUUCAAAAAAUCAGAGAGUCGAACCAAGUCAAAAUAGGCAUUUCGCCACAUGAAAGAGGAUGUUCAGACCGAAUCUUGAGCUGCACCGGCUCCUCCCAAUCAGUUGCCAACGCCAUAGGCGACGUGGUUGAUGUUUUGAACCAGGAUGACGGCGAGCCCGAAGUACAUUCUUACAAGCCGUUGAACUUUAUUUUGCCCGUUCCUGCAGCAACAGAAAUUCAAGAUCCAGAAUCUAUCAAUAGAAUUGGCAAUUUGAGACUCAUCGUGUCAAAUUCGCAAGUUUCUUCCAUUAUUGGAACCCAGGGAUCGCGUAUUAAGGCCUUGAUUGAAAAGCACGGCGUCAAAGUCGUGGCAUCCAAGAAUUUUCUACCGGAUUCUCAAGACCGUGUUGUCGAAAUUCAAGGAUAUCCUGGGUCUAUUGCGUCGUGUCUUGUGGAUGUGAGCGAGGUUUUAGCUCAGGAAGCUAAACCAACAAGCGAAAAGCAGUACUAUCCGCACACCAAGAGUCAAGAAGAAGGUUCUGUGACCAAAGAAGUAGCGAUUCCAGUCGAAUUCGUGGGAGCUUUGCUAGGCCGCGGCGGAAACAGAGUCUCAAGCCUUCGCAAAUACACCAAGACCAAGGUCAUUGUGAGCGAUGAGCCAAAUGAAGAAAAUAACCGUGUUUUCACCAUCACAGGUAACAACCAAAACAGUGUGAAAUUGGCAGAAACGAUGCUGCUCAAAAACCUUGACACUGAAAAGCAAAGGCGUGAGGAAAAGGUCUGA
This is a messenger RNA of Lachancea nothofagi CBS 11611, 858 nucleotides long. NCBI's taxonomy places the organism in Eukaryota, Fungi, Ascomycota, Saccharomycetes, Saccharomycetales, Saccharomycetaceae. The record is from the annotation of a GenBank genome assembly.